AGAAUCUUCACCAAAAACAAAUUUUUUCCACAAACGGCAAUCAGGCAGGGUUACUACCUAGACAACCUCCACUACUCGUAGAGGAAAACCUAGCCGAAACGAUUCUUGACAAGUAUGUAGAACAUCAUCAUUAGAACAUCAAAUAUUGAUUUUUAUAGUCCAUUAUGCAAAACGAAAACCUUCGUAUGAUGAUCUAUUUGGACAAGCAUCGCAAUUUGACGCCGUAUGAUCUAUUUGAAGUCGUUGAGAACAAGCAUCGCAAUGCCUAUCUUCAGUGAAAGAUCGUACUAUAUUGAAAUUUGAAAAUUCUUACGCCAAUCAUCUUGAAUUUUUUUAUCCCCAAGAAGUUUCGACUAGGAAGAGAUCUUGAAUUUUGAUUUUUUCUUUCUAAUCAAACUCAAAGUAGUCUACGUAUUUUCUUAUGGUAAUACUACAGUCGAAAAUGGCACGCUUUUCUAGUCUUUCUUUGACGUUGGCCUUGACGUUGCUUUGGGCGGACAACGCUUUUUUGCUCGAGGGUCGGGCCUCGAAUCUUGGAGUUGGGGCUACGCGUUUCGGUUCUUUCCGAAAACUUCGAAGUGAUCCAGCCGCCAAUUAUAGGCAUCUGCUGGAAGAAGAAGGCGAAGAGGACGACACUGCCAGGGAAGGAAUUGCCAGAGCAGCGGUAACAACCACAGCUACCAGCGCACAAGAAGCUACAGCUACCAGCGCACAAAGAGCUACAGCUACCGGCGCAAGUGCGAGGACCAGUGAAGAACUUGCCUCCCCCGUAGAAGAAGUGCCAUGCAAAGGGACUGAAGAAGGGCAAGAGCGAGAUGCUUGCGACUGUGCAAUCUGUUUCGAGUCGUUACCACGACCACGACUUCUGAACGCGGACGAUUGCGAUACGUCCAACGAGAUUCUUUCUAGUACAAGAAACGACACCCGGAGGACGCAAAUAAAGGUUUCCGCAACCACUACAAAAGCAAAGCUGCCUACUUCAGCAUCUUCAUCUAGUACAAAUCAAUGGCAAGCUUUCCUUGAUAGAAGGUGUGCUGGCCUUCUUGAUAGAAGACGAGGUACUAAGCGCAACAUCUUGAAGGAACAAGAAGGAGUGUCUCAUCUCGAAUGCGGGCAUCGGUUUCACGCAUGUUGCCUUUUACCUCACCUUGUGAAGCAACUCCAGGAUGCUUGUAAGAAAUACGAUUCUCAGGGACCAAGUGAAGACGAACGACAGCGCCGUUAUUUGUUCGAAGACGAUCAGCGACUCGUUUCUUCUCAUUUGUCCGUGUCUAGUACGUUCCCUCUUUUUUGUGUGGAGAAAACGCCGCAACGUACUACGAGAAGAGAUUCUUCAUCUUCUGCAACAGCUAGAGCUAGUAGCAGCUUUUCAUCUACUUUCACCGAAACUAAUAUUGAUCAAGGAGGUCACCUCCUCACGGAAGUAGCUCAAGAUGCGCAUUAUUUUUACCCAUCAUGUGAGGCUUUUUUCGACAAGUGGGAUCAAGAUCAAGAGAUGGAGGAGACUCUAAAGAGAACCAAAAAUAAAGCAGGUCUAACUCUUGCAAGAGAAGCCAAGCCGCAAGAAGAACAGGUCGUGCAUGAGUUGCUUCGGAAAUAUUCGAUUUUCACCUGUUAUGAAAGGAAAAAGUGCACUCACACUCAACAAAUUGACUAAGAUUCAAGUGGGAAAGGAGCUACUUUCUUGAGUGUGAGUGCACUUUUUCCUUCCAUACCUGUCCGACAUGCCGCCAAAGGAUUGGGCAUGAUACUAUUCAAAAAGAGGUGAUGCGAAAGAUGCCUGCCCUGAUGAAGGAUAUGCGACUAUUUGCACAACAACGUUCUGGUUCUUCUCACGAACAUGUUGUUCGUCAUCGACAUGUUGUUCAUGGAGGAAAGGUGCGAACAAAGAUUGCGAAGCCGAAGGAUGCACACCCGUGCAGUGGAGGGGACUGUCCCUAUCGUCAUCUUUUCGAUCCUCUCCUGCACAGUAGACAACGUCGAGAAAGUACUACUUCUACUAGUAAUGCAAGAGAACAAGAAACUCCUAGUAGUUCUAGUACUAGUGCAAUGGAACAACAAGGUCCUAAUAGUGCUUAUGCUUCCACCGCUCAACAUCUUGCUGAAGCUGCAGAGAAUCCUUCUCAACAUCUUGCUGAAACCGGACAGGGAAAUCUUGCUGGGAGCCUUUGUCAGUGCGACGCUGCGCAACUGAAGGAGCUCAUUGAUCCUAUAAAAAGCGACUUUGGACGCUGGCGUAGACUCUCGAGUUCUCGUCAUGGACGAUCUAUCGAGUGUUGCUGCAGGACACAUUCUGGGCUUUCCUUUCCGCUCGUACAUUUCCUCGAAGAGUUCCAACAUGAUUUGCGCUUGUGCCGACGCACUGCUCGUCGCGAGAUACGAGUUAAGAGAAAGUAUAAAUAUUCAGUCCAUUCAUUUAAGUAUUUCGCUUCAUCUUUUUUCCAAUCAAUCAACCAAGAAAAGUUUAUUUACCUUCACAAGAAUAAAAACCAAGAAGUGAAGAUAUCAAGAAGUAGUGCGUUGUUUUGAAGAUUGCAACUGCAACCUAUUCAAAUUUGGUGUCGGGACUCGGAAGGACCAGAACUACAACUAGACAACUGUGUACAAAGUUGUGUUUAAGAAGUGUGCUUUUAAAUGAUACUGCCGCGUCAUUUAGCACCAGCUGCAGCUCUAAGAACUACAAUUUGUCUGACGAAGCAACAAGCCGAGCUGUAAACCUCGAGAAGGAAAAAGGCGUAUUCGACGUUGCUUGCGAUGCUUGUGAUGGCGGAAUUUCGAUCGAAAAGGAGAAGGAGAUCAUGUCUUCUUCUGAUUCAGCAGAAGACUCCUCUGACGACGCACUAGAAGGAGAUGUGACCAAAUUGGCUGAAGGUACUGAAGCUGGCUCACCGAGGAAGAGCAUGGCGAAAGCGGACAGUGUCGCGAAAAAAUGGAAGUCGGAAAGCAUCAUGAAAAUGAAGCUGAGUGACAGGCUUCGUCGUGUUGGCGUGAGUGGAGCAUAUGACUUUGAUGAGGAUCAAAUGAGCGAGGACGACGAGACAGACGAAGACGAACGUGAGCGUUCUGCACCCAAGAGUAGACCUCCACUACGGGAAGAUAGGUGCGAUCAUGCACAGAUGAAACGUCUAGCGUCACGACUUCGAGAGGCACUGGACCUAGGACCAGCAUCAAGUGGCGGAUCAGAUGAUAUUUUAGCAGUCGUUAAUCCAGAAUUACAAUUAGCACAAGACAGUUCAACAGGAGACGGAGCUGCUCAGCACCAAAAGGGAGGUUCCGUUUCUUCUACCUCGCCAGCAGAAGUAGGACGACAACAGGAGCACCAACAACAACAGCAGAAUGCCGUGUUGUAUUCACCAGCAGAAGUAGGACGAUGGUUAUGGUUAUCUGCGUAUCAGGAGGUCAGAGGAAAAAACUCGAUGGCUUCCGACGGACAAAAAAGGAAGUCAGAGGAGGAAAAACCAUGUCCUAUAGUGGAGGACCUUCGACGACAGCUCAACGACAUUGCGGUGUCGACGACAGGUCAGGAAAGCGCGUCAUCAGGGGAGAGACCCCCGAGAGGCGCGAGAACGUCUCGUCCGCUGAAAAUGUCGUUGGACGAUAAGGGUCUUCUACAACCAGCAUCUCGAGUACUAGACCUACACGAAAGUGGUCCUGCUUCCAUAGACAAAAAUCUUCCUUCUUCCGAUGAGCUUCCCGCCGUACAUUGUUCAAAUGAGAUGCCAUUACUUUUAGCAGUGAGCAGCAGGAGGACUCAAAGUGAAGAAAGUGCUGCCUCUACCGGGUCCUCCACGGCAUUGCAGUUACCGAUAAAUUCUCGAAGGGUCUCAAGCCCGGGUGCCGUUCGUCGUUUCCAAGAUGCAGCUCUCUACAAAGGAGGUUCUGGCACUUCUAGUGCUGUGGAUGAUGCGAAGUCAGCAGGGGAUGCGAAGUCGGCGGCAGGAAGUGGAAAUGGAAAUACAAAGUCUGGAGAUAGAAAGGCAUCGCUCUAGAAGAGCGGACUCUUGGCGUUACUAGAAGACUCUUUUUUUAACGGUGAUCCUAGGUGAGGCUGGAUCUGGAUUGCGGAGCAAGUUCUUCUACCUACUUGUUGGAUAGAUGACUCCUCUAUAUCUACAUAUUAGUGUUAGUCAAGCAUCCGAGUCCUCUCAUAUUAAUCUCCAGGAUCCAUGGACUACUUUUCUCUUCUCUUAUUCCAUUCACCUGGUUCAUGCAUGAAUUCGGAUUCUGGUGGAGCAGCGUUGUGUGGCUUAUCAUUUUCAUCUUGUGCUUUUAAACAUUACUUAUGCACUCGUUUAAAUAGUUAAACUAUGUGCGUUCUUCUAUCGAUUAAGUAGCCUGGGAGCACAUAAGGGGUAUUAAAACAACUGUGUGUCGAAUUCAAUGGACAUCUGCUGUAUACCUCUUUUUAUCUUUUUUUUUUGAGCUUCAGCUCCUCUUCAUACAUGGCAUGAGAGUGUUCCUGGCGACCUUCAUUAUAGCAUGGCUACAUCUUCUGCAACUAUUUCAAAUAAUCUAUCGUAGCACACUAAUUGAUCGCACAAGGUACACCAUGUUGUUGCGGCCUUUUCAGAAACCCCCACCACCAUCAUGUUCACUAGAGCUUCAAGAAUGAAUGUGGGAAGUAUAGAAUCUACUCAUAUGCGAUGCAUAUACCACUCAGUAAGAUUCAUGGCUGUACUAGUACUUGAUAGGAAUUGAAUUGAAUGAUCGAAGUAGAUUGCAAUUCAGGGAGUACCACAAACGUAUACAACACUAACACUUUAUACACUGUUUAUGGAGCGCGAGGACACGGAUGCGCCGUGCGGGUCGUGUGCGAUAAUUUCGUGACCGUCCGUGGUGGAGCAAACCCACAUAACAUCGAUUCAUCACGAGGAACAGGGGUGCCCUUUAAGGUGGAGGGCAUACUGUCUUAACUACAACACCUCUGCAACUACCACUAUAUGUUUUAUUUUUGUGUUGCUGGACGAGUAUAGCUACACAUCAGAUGUUCUUGCAACAGUCGCGGGACUGGCAUUAGCAAACAAAGAGGAUUUCACGUCGAAGGAAAUGUCUCAACUAUGAAUAUUUUCGGGAGUUUAUCUUCUCUCUUUGUUUUUUUCUGCUAGGCAGUUACUACACAAAAUGUCUUCAGG
Molecule: messenger RNA, 5132 nt
Organism: Amoebophrya sp. A25
Lineage: Eukaryota; Dinophyceae; Syndiniales; Amoebophryaceae
Source: the annotation of a GenBank genome assembly